Messenger RNA from Geodia barretti, 2763 nucleotides. The record is from the annotation of a GenBank genome assembly. NCBI's taxonomy places the organism in Eukaryota, Metazoa, Porifera, Demospongiae, Tetractinellida, Geodiidae.
AACGGGGUAAAAGCGCGCGAAAUAAAAUUCUGCAGAGAAAACUUUCGCCCUGUGAGUCAGUGUUUGCGCCAUUCGUCCUCCGACUUUUAUGAGACCUGUGGCGCUACCGUAGUAUCUCUGGAAGUGAGUGCUCGGAACAAGAAAGAACAGUAUGACGAGAGGAGGAAAGACGCGAGGUGGUGGAGGAAGGCAGCUGGAGGCCACAGUACACACAUCUCUCCCUCCCCGGGUCCAGGGACCACUGCGGGCCUACGUGAGGGUGUGUCUCCCAGCCAUACACUGGGAGUACUCUGUGGGUCCCCCUGCCUCCAAACUGUGUGUGGGGAUGAGGUGGUGGGGGGAGGAGUCUUCCGGAACUGUCUUCAGGGUGCCAGUGGUUCAUGGUCAGAGAAGGUGUUCAUCCGAAGAGAGCACUACUCUAGCCUUCUUCCCAGUCCGCUCGGCUCUGCCUCAGCUAUCUUCAUAUCUCAAAGACAUGAAGUCACUGAAGUUGAGGGUGGGUCUGGGUCACAUGACAGACGACUCAAUGGUGAUUGGUCGAUCCACUCUUCCUGAUCUGUCAACACUCACCAAGUCUCAACCCUACGAAGACUCGCUGCCCAUCAUAGGCACACAGGGUCACCGGCUGGGAAGACUACAGGUCCAGAUAGAACUGCAGGUCGCCAGAGCCGGUCAAACCCGUCUGACGACCCCUGCAGCAGCAUCGGACGACGUCUCCCACCCUCCAGAGUUCAAAGUUGGACCCGGCGCUCACCGCGCGACUGAGAAACAGCGAGAACCGAUUGCAGAAAUAGACACACUACCGCCUCAAGAGCACAGAGCUACAAGUAGUCGCAACACUAACAGGGGACACGCUGAGCCGAAGACAUACACUGAAUCUGCUGCCAGCCACAAAGCAGCUCUGCUUGCCAAGUACAUAAACCCUAACACGUCGAAAGAAACAGCUACUGGGCAGGAACAAAUGACUGUGUCUCCCACUGGCAGUGGGAGCACAACUGGCCAGUCAGUGUAUGGAGAGAUGGGUUCUGCUGUAGCACGUCCUCUAGGUCCACAACAACAGGAGGUGAUUGCUGAAUUGAUAGAGAGAGGAGAGAGACUUCGAGAGGCCAUGGCGAGAGCUGUACUCGACUCGGGAAUCGAGAAGAAGAAAGGGAGGGAGAGAGGGAGGAAAAGGGGGCGUGUUCCUCUGUGUGGAGUUGUUGGAGAGGUGUACAGCAGUGAGGAGGAGGAAGAGGAGGAGGAUGGAGAUGUAUCAAUGGAGGAAUCAGAUUAUCCUCUGCGAGAUCCUUCUCUGCUGGAGAAACUGCUGCAUAGUAGAGAUGUUGAAACAGGGAAGAAAACGCAAGAUUUUGGAACCCAAACACACUCUCCUACUACUACUGACUUCCCCAGUGGCAGCAAGUCUACCGCGCAAUCGGACGACCUACACCAUCGUCCCUCCUCCCCUCCUCCAUCUCCGUCCUCCCACUCCUCUAAGUUAGAGGCCGGAGGCAGUCUCUCCACCCUUGCCUCUUUCUUCUCCGGACACUCGCUACAGAAGUCAACUGAUGCUGAAAUCCUGCAGGCUGUGGGAGUGGAGAGACUGACACUAUUAGGCAGAGUCACCUCGUGCCGCGUGGUGAUAGAUAUUCUUGAGGUAGACCCUCUCAAAAUGGCCGCCGUCCUGAGACACAGUGGGAUCAAAAUGGCCGCCGUCCUGGUACCCAGUGGGAAGAAGAGACAGUACCAAUCUGGGCCCCUCUCUACUUCCCUCAGUGGGACGUUCUUCGUGGAGUACCAUUUCCCUGCGGCAGUAUCUGGUCGAGGAGGGAGAGGGAGAAAGGGAGUAGUGUUCCCCCCUCCACACGAGGUCGUGAGAGUGGCCUCCAGGAAGAUAAAGAAUAAAGUUGUUCGUUUUGGGCAUCGCUCGGUGUUUGCAGUGAGUCCUCGCUGGUCCUGUGACCAGACAGUGGUGGCACGAUGUUCUCAUCUUCAACGUGUACUAUCGACCUCCUACGGAUCGAGACUCCGUGUCGGUUGGGGAAGGCGAGGGUGCGUUUCGUCAGUGGCUGAUGGCUGGAGGCUUCAUCUACCGUGGUGGCUCUUGUUACCACCUGGGCUGGGGGCAAAGAGAGAUGAGGAUUUGAUAGAGCUGACGACGAUGAGAUAUAUUGUGAAGCUAACGGGUGUCUGCAGUUCUGUCUGUGGAAAGGGAGUCUGAUCGUGAGGGUUCUCAGUGCAGAGCCUCCUACAGGGCCAGAGAGCCAGAGGUUGAAGAGGGAAGCGGAGAGAGAAAGAAAGGACACAAGCUAGAGAAACCUCAGCAGCGAGGGAGAGAGAAAGUGAAAUAUUGGGUGCCGCCCCUCCAAAUUAGAGUAACAGAAUACAGAAGUUUCUACAAAAGAUACGACCAGGGUGUCCUCCACGGGCACUACAACUGCUCCUGAUGGGUCCAGAGGCCACUGACACGACUCUGCCACGGUCAGUCACACCACCGUCUCCUCUUCCCCCAGAGAUCUAGCCCCCAAACUGCUACCUCGUCUGUCGGCUGUUUUGUACCAGCCCACACCCUAAAAUCACCACCAUCUGGGCCUCGAGUCGCCCCAUUCAACUUAAAGCAGGUAAAUCUCUUAUGCCCCAUACUUUUUGGAAGGAGGACGGGUUACACCAGCCCUAAGAUUGUUUAGCGUGUGCGAAUAUGGUGUUUCCACUCUAUCUCACUCCCUCGCGCUGGACCAAGUGUGAGAUAAACUUACAGUGGUGGGAGGUGUGGAAUAAGACACC